Aspergillus mulundensis is the source of this 1206-nucleotide messenger RNA. RefSeq names its product putative protein N-terminal asparagine amidohydrolase. The record is from RefSeq and is a predicted model, not a curated record. Gene Ontology annotation, biological process: protein catabolic process. Gene Ontology annotation, molecular function: protein-N-terminal asparagine amidohydrolase activity; protein-N-terminal glutamine amidohydrolase activity. Lineage: Eukaryota; Fungi; Ascomycota; Eurotiomycetes; Eurotiales; Aspergillaceae. The transcript is spliced from 2 exons. The coding region runs from base 1 to 1206 and encodes 401 amino acids.
AUGAGGAUUGCGACGUUACAGAUCGCCUCGAGGUUGGGCAAUGUCGAGGGGAAUAUCAAGCGGGCUGAUGAGCUGUUGAGUAAGGGGAUAAGCAUUCCCGACGGAUUCGGAGGAGAGGGCGCAAGGGUUCGUGUCGAAGAUGCGAAGCUAGAUAUUUUGGUCUUGUCUGAGCUGGCCCUGACAGGAUACAACUUCCCCUCCCUGGAAGCCAUAAAGCCAUACCUUGAACCAGCAGGUCAAGGACCCUCAGCCGCCUGGGCCCGCAAGACAGCCAAACAGCUCGGCUGCAAAGUCUGCGUCGGGUACCCCGAGGUCGAGGUUACCAAUAACAACGGACAGCGCGAAGAGAAAUACUACAACUCCCUUCUCGUCCUCGACGAACAAGGAAACACCCUCCUAAACUACCGCAAGACCUUCCUCUACUACACCGACGAGACAUGGGCCAGCGAAGGGUCCGCCGAGCUCGGAUUCCACCAGCUCACGUUCCCGUCGCCAGGGGAUAAAAGCCCCAGCUCAUCAAAAGCCAAAGCCAGAGUCCGAGCCAGAGCCGACGGCGAAGCCGCAAUCCUCCCACCCGCACCCGCAACGCAAAACAAAACAGGCAACGAAAUCGCCACGUCCUUCGGCAUCUGCAUGGACAUCAACCCCUACCGCUUCGAAGCACCCUACACAGCCUACGAAUUCGCGCACCGCGUCCUCGACUCGAACUCCCAACUCGUCAUCCUCUCAAUGGCCUGGCUCACGCUGCUCAGCCGCGAGGAACUCGAUGCCCUGGGCAACAAGCCCGAACUCGAUACUUUCAACUACUGGGUCCAGCGAUUCAUGCCGCUGAUCCGGAAACAGAUGGGCCAUGCCAGGAAUGCUGAUGCGAGUGUGGACGCAGAUGCAGACGCAGAGACCGAGACCGAGAAGAAUAUCAUCAUCGUCUUUGCGAACCGCGCGGGUGAAGAGGAUGGGGCGCCCUCGCCUGCUCGGUACGCGGGGACUAGUACGAUCGUUGCUGUUUCUCAGCGGCAGCGGGGGGGUCCUGCAGGAUUGGGAAGCAGUGGGUCGUCGUCAGAUGAUGAGAUGGCGCGGGCUCCGCCCCUGGAUGUUAAAAUCCUCUGCUGGGAUAUGCUUGGUGCGACGGAGGAGGGGCUCUGUUUUGCAGAUACGGCGGCUGAUCCGAGGAUGGUGUUUCAGUUGGUAAGGGCGGGGGAUAGAUAG